AUGCCUCCAAAAUCCGACCACCUCUCGCCGUCCUCGUCGUCGGCGUCAAUGGAUCACUCAUCGGACUCUUCCUCCGUCGACCCAUUUUUCCAUAUCGUCCGAAUCCUACCCUACUCCUUCCUCCGCCCUCCCCGCCUCCGUCUAAAGCUCCCAUCUUUCUCACUUCCCUCCCCAAUGACCGUCUUCGCCCUCAUCCUCCUCACUUACUUCCUCGUCGUAUCCGGCAUCGUCUACGACGUUAUCGUUGAACCUCCGGGUAUUGGAUCUACACAGGAUCGAGUUACCGGAUCGGUCAAACCCGUUGUUUUCAUGCCCGGUCGGGUCAACGGGCAGUACAUUAUCGAAGGUCUCUCUUCCGGAUUCAUGUUCGUUCUUGGUGGGAUUGGGAUUGUGCUCUUGGACCUUGCGCUUGAUAAGAAUCGGGCUAAGAGUGUCAAGGAUUCGUUUGCUGCCGCCGGAGUUUCCUUUGUUGUUAUUUCUUAUGUCAUGAGUAUGCUGUUUAUUCGUAUCAAGAUCCCGGCUUAUCUCCGUUGA
Molecule: messenger RNA, 534 nt
Organism: Oldenlandia corymbosa var. corymbosa
Lineage: Eukaryota; Viridiplantae; Streptophyta; Magnoliopsida; Gentianales; Rubiaceae
Source: the annotation of a GenBank genome assembly